This is a messenger RNA of Zalophus californianus (California sea lion), 3707 nucleotides long. It is a transcript of the gene PTPN20, whose product is annotated as protein tyrosine phosphatase non-receptor type 20. Gene Ontology annotation, cellular component: cytoplasm; cytoplasmic side of plasma membrane. Bases 389 to 1633 code for a protein of 414 amino acids. NCBI's taxonomy places the organism in Eukaryota, Metazoa, Chordata, Mammalia, Carnivora, Otariidae. Gene Ontology annotation, biological process: protein dephosphorylation. The transcript is spliced from 12 exons. Gene Ontology annotation, molecular function: protein tyrosine phosphatase activity. The record is from RefSeq and is a predicted model, not a curated record.
GUAGUGGGGGCCAGGUGGGACGGGGGAGGAUGGGGGAGGCUGCUGCGCAGUAGCGUGAGACGGCCGACUCGGGCCCACCCUCUGGUCCCAGAGGGAGAUGCCAUUGAUACCCAGAGGCCGAAGGAGUGGGCUGUGGCCCUAGACACCAGGAGGCCUGCCUGCGCUGGGUUUCGGGCAGGCCCUGGGCAGAGUUUGGGGCAGCAAACACUUUGGCUCUGUGGUAAAGAAAGUCCUUGAACUCUCGUUGAGGAGCAUGGAGCUGAUAUGAUUGGUGAACAAGAAUUGUGUGCUGGCCCCAGGAUACCAAUCAGACCUUCGGCCUGACUCUCAGGGCAAAAGGCUUGGUACCUCCAGAAGCCUUUUAUCCACCUCAUCUGGGCAUGGGGACAUGUCUUCAUACAGGAAGGCCGCAAAAGACUCUGGAAAAAAUAAGAAGGUACCUGACUGUGAUGAGACUUUGUCUUCAUCAAGUGAGGAAAAAACACCUAAGUCAAUGACUCAUGAGGUUUUGGAAAAUGCAGAUAGCUCAGGGAAAGUAAACCGCUCUGUUCAGAAUUUCCAACGCAGUAAUUACGAUGAUCUUUUUAAAGAUGCUACAGAAAGUGAGAGUGAGAGCAUAUUGGCCACCGGUGGCUCCUUUCUAAGAGACAAGUGGAGCAGUGAGGAUGAAGAGCUUGCAGGGCCAUCCCAGACUGUCCCUCCUCAGCUUCCUGGUAUACAAAUUGUUUCUGAAAGGGAGCUAGCUCAGUUGGCUCAGGUUCGACCAUUACUAUUCAAUUUUCAUGAGCAAUCAGUCAUCAAGGAUUGUUUUAAAAUGCUUGAGAAAAAAGUAGCAGAAUAUGAAAUCCUCCAGGAAUUUAUGACUUUAGAUUAUAAGAACAUACCUGAUGCAUUCAACUCUGGGAAUGAACUACGCAACAGAGAAAAAAACAGAUAUCGGGAUAUCCUUCCAUAUGAUUCAACACGUGUUCCUCUUGGAGAAAACAAGGACUACAUCAAUGCUAGCUAUAUUAGAAUAGUCAAUUCUGGAGAAGAGUAUUUUUACAUUGCUUCUCAAGGACCACUGCCAAGUACCACAGAUGACUUUUGGCAAAUGGUUUUAGAGAAUAACUCUAACGUUAUUGUCAUGAUAACCAGAGAGAUAGAAGGUGGAAUUAUCAAAUGCCACCAUUACUGGCCCAUUUCUAUGAAGAAACCUUUGGAAUUGAAAAACUAUCGUAUCUUCCUGGAGAACUACCAGAUACUUCAAUAUUUUAUCAUCCGAAUAUUUCACGUUGUGAAGAAGUCUACAGGAAGUAGUCACUUUGUAAAACACUUGCAGUUCACCAGCUGGCCAGACCAUGGCACUCCUGCCUCGGUAGAUGGCUUCAUAAAGUACGUGCGUUAUGUGAGGAAGAGCCACCUUACAGGACCUAUGCUUGUUCACUGCAGUGCUGGCGUGGGCCGGACGGGGGUGUUCCUAUGUGUGGAUGUUGUGUUCUGUGCCAUUGAAAAGAACUUUCCAUUCAACAUCAAGAAUAUAGUGACCCAAAUGAGAGAACAGCGUUAUGGCAUGAUUCAAACGAAGGAGCAGUAUUUCUUUUGUUAUAAAGUUGUGCUUGAAGUUCUUCAGAAGAUUCUGACUUUAGAUUAAGAAAGACUUCUGUUGCCUCACAUUUGAAAUUACCAAGUGGCUUGGAGCCUCCUCAUAAAGAACAUGUUCCGGUUGUGCUGAAGGGCUUUGCUUACACGUACCAUGUGCUUUCUGGGUGUAUCAUUUGCCUUUCUUUCUGACAACUCCCUGAAGGCAGCAUCAUUUGGUUUGGGGUGAACAGUGUUUGUCCAUUCAUCUUACUUAGAAAUAGCAAAAUACACUCCCACAUUUUCCAGUGAAACAAAAGUUGCAUAAAACAACUGCAGCCCAUUUGGUUAAAGGGAUUACAGAACCCAGUAAAGGACUUGAACUAUAUUCCUUAAGAUGUCAUUUGGACAGGCAGCUAAAGGAAGCUGAGGAUUUCCAGGACCUUAUAAAGCCCUUACCUUAUUUUGGAGAACACAGGGCUAGUAAAUGCAAGGUCACAUCAUGAGCUCUUACAGGCCUUUUCAAGACAGGUAAUCAUCCAUGUUUUUUAGCUAGAGGCUACACUUUUAGCUCGUAUUUGAAUAACUCAGUUCACUAAUUAGGAGAAGUAACUUUCCACACAAAUUGGACUCCAUUUUCCUAUAGUUCCACACUCUCGGGGCCCCAGGGACCACAGAGGACAAGCUGCCCUUCUAGAGCAGCUGCACAGGGACCUGCUGGUUGGGGAAGUAUUCGUGGGCGGGCAGAGUUCCUCUGCUCCAUCACAUGAGCACACUGGUGAAUGGUCCAAAACUAAAAUAGAUGUUUACAUAGAAAGUCCAAGAGGAGAUUUUUGCCCAGCUUGAGUUCUUUCCUAUCGCACCCUAACACUUAAUGUAUUACUCAGUCUGCUUUGUUAAAAGCACAUAUUACAUUUUACUUGCCUCUUACUCUUUGCCCUUUAGCUAACCAAUAAACUUUGAUAUAAGCAUUAUUACAUAAUUCUGUGUAUCUCUUACGCCAGAUAUAUUUCUCAAACUAAGAUCUAUGGUAGUUAUUUUUUUCUUCAGAGUUCCAUUAAAUCAUUUCUUUCCAUUACUGCCCCACCUCUGCUGUAACAUUUAGAAGUUGGCUUUGGGAACUAGGUUUUGGAAAACCAAAGUCAUAGUUGUGAAAAUGAAAACUUCCAUAUUCUCUUUUUGAAAAGAUGUGGCCAUUAUUAUAUCCAGCUUAUUAUAGGACUUUGCCUCAUACAAUUACAGUGAUAUUUUGGUCAAGGAAUUUUAGUGACCAGUUAUACCUGAUUAUAAGCUAUAUAGCAAUUACUACAUGCCUUUGUACAGUGUAAUUCAGUGGAGAUCAGAAUAUUCUAUGUAUCAUAUUGAGAAAAUUUCUAAUAUUAAUGUAAAUCUUGAAUUUAUAAGAGGCUUAUUUUAUUCCCUUGGCUGAAUGAAUAUUUGAAUUUGUUGAAUUAAAUUUGAUAAUUUUCAUUUAGAAAUAAUUAUAUCCCAGAAAUGUAUUUUAUAUUAAAUCAAAAUGAUGAUUCUACCUAUUUAUGUUGUUCAUAUAAAUAAUAGUCUAUGCUAAACAUUAAUUUCAUUUUGAUGAUUGGCCUUUAAUAUUUGUAUCCCUAAUUUUAUUUUCUCUCUGUUAUUGUAAAAUAAUAGAUAUAAUGUACAACAGUAUUCCUGAGAAGGUUCUAUGCUGUUAUUUAAAUGAAAAGACUUACUGUGUAUUGCCUGAAGUAUUUUUAUUAUCUAGGCCUUGAAAUGUUCUUGUAAAGAAAAUGCCACAAUUUUGAUGGUAAACAUGUUUCUUCUUUAAUGUGUGCCUCAUAUUUUUAUAGCUGGACUAAUUUUUAGUUUUUCAGGGAAAUUAAAUAAGUCAAUAUGGAAAUACUGAUUGCACUUGUUUUAUUUCAUUUUUGGAAAGUGAAUUCCAAACUGAAAGCUUUUGACUAAAUGAAAUACUAUGUUUCCUACCAACAAUAAAUCAAUCUUAGCCUAGAAUAUGAAUAUGAAACUCCCACUGACACCUUUUUAAGUAUAUGAAUGCUUAUUUAGACGAAAGUUUAAACUAUUUAGAUGAAAGCAUAUAUGCAUUUAUUAACUUUCUUAAAUACAUAUUUUUAAAGUUGCAUUGUGCUUGAUGGACUUACAUGUUGGAC